This is a messenger RNA of Oncorhynchus masou masou (cherry salmon), 1018 nucleotides long. Its product is annotated as ubiquinol-cytochrome-c reductase complex assembly factor 6. The coding region runs from base 185 to 391 and encodes 68 amino acids. NCBI's taxonomy places the organism in Eukaryota, Metazoa, Chordata, Actinopteri, Salmoniformes, Salmonidae. Gene Ontology annotation, cellular component: mitochondrion. The transcript has 3 exons. The record is from RefSeq and is a predicted model, not a curated record. Gene Ontology annotation, biological process: mitochondrial respiratory chain complex III assembly.
AACAUAACAUUCUAAAAAAAAGAAGAAGAAGGCUGUGUUAGCAGUGCUGUUACGUUAAGUGACCUGCCGAUGUGCUUCAAUGAUAAAUAGAUUUCUGUUGGAAAACGACCGUUUUUCAAACUCACCUUUUGUCUGUUUCAGAAUAGAGCAAGGUAACUGAUCGGUCCUCUUGGCUGAUGUGAAGAUGCCUGCUGGUGUGUCAUGGCCUCGGUACCUGAGGAUGUUUGGUGCCAGUGUACUAUCUAUGUUUGUCGGAGCAGAGGUUGUCCAUCAGUACUACAGACCCGAUCUGACUAUUCCAGAAAUCCCUCCCAAACCUGGUGAAUUGAGGACUGAAGUGCUGGGAUUUAAAGCCAGAGAAGAGGCUGCUGCCGUUGCCCAAAGACAGUGACCCUUUCCGUUGACUGAUUAAAUUUUUGUACAGUAUAACUCUAGAGCAAUCCUUGUACAUAUUGCACAUGUUUAAUAACCACAAAGGGGCAAAAAUGUGAAUAAGAAAAAUUGGAUGGACAUGUGCGUAUCACAUUUGUUAUGAAACGAAUGUGGUAUAAAUUGACGUGUGCCAAUUCUAUUCAAAGUUACUCCAGGCAAUGAUGUGUUCACAUGGCUGGAUGGCACUUCAGGCUCCUCAGACUAUAAAAAGAAAUGGAACAUUUAUUUAACUAGGCAAGUUAGUUAAUAACAAGUUCUUAUUUACAUUUAGGUCAGGAGCCUACAAUUGCGUUUAUCGAACCUAUUGUCAUGGAGAACUCAUGAGGUUUUGAAUAUGGGACAACUUGCAGAGCAGACACCCUUUUGCUGUUCUUGAUGCGAGAGCCAUAGCAAAGUGAGCUCAAGUUUUAACCAUGUUGUCUGAUGGAUCACUCAUGUAACUUCUGCGCAGACUCGUAUGAGUAUGUCAGAUACUGUAUGUAUGUAACUGUUCAUUGGGUUUUUAAUCAACAGAUGUGAAUCAAAUGUUUGUGUUUAUGCUUUUAAUAAACUUAUGUUGGGUCCACACGCAACAACAAAAAAUAUA